Scheffersomyces amazonensis is the source of this 1462-nucleotide messenger RNA. RefSeq lists its product as uncharacterized. Gene Ontology annotation, cellular component: Golgi apparatus. Gene Ontology annotation, biological process: Golgi organization. Gene Ontology annotation, molecular function: protein binding. The record is from RefSeq and is a predicted model, not a curated record. Lineage: Eukaryota; Fungi; Ascomycota; Pichiomycetes; Serinales; Debaryomycetaceae. The coding region runs from base 147 to 1379 and encodes 410 amino acids. The transcript has a single exon.
UGUAUGUAUAUGCGUAUAGUAGUGCAUUUUGCGUCCAUCCCAAAACGGCAUGAUCGCGAUUUUUCAAUUUCAACACAUACGCAUUUGUUGAAGAUACUCUUAGUUCUGUAGUAAGGAAGAUAAUAUAAAUCAUAAUAAGUCAUCGAAUGUUUUCAUUAGCAAAGAGAUUAGUUGAUAGAUUCGAUGGGUCAGCCACAGACUCCAAAUCGGGAGAUUCUUAUUUCAAAGGAGCUUUACAAUUGAAUAAUAAUGGAUAUGGAUUAAGAGUAGUCCAAGUUGUACCACAUUCAAUUGCUCAUCAACAAGGAUUUGAAUCUUGGUUUGAUUAUAUUAUUCGUAUAAAUAAUCACGAAUUACCCAUGUUAAAUCCAUCAUUAUCUACUUUUUCAUAUAGCAUUAAUGAAGAUGGUACAAUAAAUUAUGGAAAUAAUGCAACUUCAGAUCAAGUUGGUGCGGUUAAUUAUGAUUUAAUCUUACAAGAAAUAUCAAAUAUACUGAAAACUGAUAAACAAGUUGUAUUUGAUGUAUGGAAUGCAAAAGGUGGAAUAGUGAGACAAAUAACUUUACCAUUAAAUGAAUUUAAACAAAGUGUAAAUGAUCAUGGAAAAGAUACUGUCAAACUUUUCGAGAAUCAUUUUGAAGAAUUAGGUUUAACAUUACAAUCACAACAUUUGAAUUCAGCAACUUAUGUUUGGAGAAUAUUAACUACUCAUCAAGGAUCUCCAGCAUUUUCUUCCCAAUUAAUUCCUUAUUCUGAUUAUAUUAUUGGUUGUGACUCUGCAUUCCCAGGUGAUUCUCAAGGAAAAGGACUACUUACAAAGGGAGGAGAAUCUUUACUUUCAAGAACAAUUCUUAACUACUAUAAUCAACACUAUGCUGAAAGUCAAGAAGAUAAUGUACCCAUUACUUUAUAUGUCUAUAAUCAUGAUUAUGAUAUAUUAAGACCUGUAACAGUUAAUCUUUCCAGAUCUUGGGGUACUGGACAAAAUAGAGGUAUAUUAGGUUGUGAUGUAGGAUAUGGUUUGAUUCAUAGAAUUCCUGAAGUUGUAGGUAAAUUUGAAAGUGUAUCAGUUGUUGAUGAUUUACUUUUUGAAACUAAUCAAAAUGUUUCGUAUGAAAUUCCCCAAACUCCUCCACCUCCUUCAUCAGAAAAUGUAAUAAAUCCAAUUGCACCACCCCCAAUUGCAGGAGCAAUUCCUCAUCGUGCUACUGCAUCUUCCAAAAAGAAGAAGCAUGUAGUUGCCGGAGAUUUAGGUGGUCUUAGUGAUUACAUGAAUGAAGAAUUAGCAAAAUCUAAGGAAUUGGAUUCCAAGCUUCCAUCUUCUCAAACAAACGGAGCUCCUCCUCCACCACCACCACCUCCUACUUCAAGUAAAUAGUCUAUAUGUAUAAUGGAACAAUAAAACAUACUAAUUUCUUUAAAUUUAAAAAAAAUAACCAUUAAUAUAAAAAUAUUUUACAG